Messenger RNA from Symsagittifera roscoffensis, 1721 nucleotides. Its product is annotated as four and a half LIM domains protein 2-like. The coding region runs from base 156 to 1403 and encodes 415 amino acids. Gene Ontology annotation, molecular function: transcription coregulator activity. The transcript is spliced from 7 exons. The record is from RefSeq and is a predicted model, not a curated record. Lineage: Eukaryota; Metazoa; Xenacoelomorpha; Acoela; Convolutidae. Gene Ontology annotation, cellular component: nucleus; Z disc.
UAUAAUCAAAAGAUAAUAGUUGAAAGAGCUUCUACGGUUUAAAAGCACACGGUCACAGAAAAUUGUAAAACUAUACAAAACAUAAGUCUAUAGAGUUUGCAUACUACAUCGCUUAAAGUUUGAGGCAAACGAGCCGAAAAAACUGAGCAGCCGAAAUGACAUCAAAGCAGAAAAGUGAAACAACGGGUGACGUGGACGGUUUCAAGUUCCGACCGGGUCGAGGUCAAGUGGAGCGUCCCGAAGACAUGUUCCACCGGGAGAUAGAAGAUACUGUGGGGGCGUUGGCGGGGACUUCAAAGAGCAGCGGAAGUGGAGCGGCAAAAGGAGCCGGCGCUAAAAAGACUUCAGUGGAAGAAAGACGAGACAGACGGUUCAGUGCGAUGAAGAAGAGUGGGGACUACAUGAACAUCUUCGUGUGUUUCCAGUGCAGGGACUCCCUCUUCGGCAAGAGAUUCGUCAAGAUAGAGCGGAAGCCGUGGUGUGUCACGUGCUACAAUAAAAACUUCACCACCAUCUGCACUCUGUGUACGGGUCAGAUCAACGUGGACUCUGAGGACAUUCUGUACGGGAACUCACACUGGCACCUGUCCUGUUUCAAGUGCUCCUCAUGCGAGGUGUCCCUCUUCCAGAAGACAUUCGGGGCCACCCAGGACAACAUCCUUUUCUGCUCCGACUGCUACUUCCGCAUGCACAAGAAGUGGUGUGUACACUGCGACAAGCCAUUCAAAGGGGGACAGAAGAUGGUGACAUUUCGGGAGGAGUUGUACCACAAGGAGUGUUUUGCCUGCAGCUCCUGCCACACCCUCCUCCAGGUGGACCAGUUCAGGUGUCACGGGGACGACAGAUACUGCGGGCCAUGCUUCGCCAAGAUAUUUGCCCCCCACUGUAGCGAGUGUGGGGACAUUAUAGCGGAGCAGAAAGAGGGGGUGCAGCACAAGGGGAGAGACUAUCACAGGGGGUGUCUGAAGUGUGCCACUUGUGAGGGUCAACUGGCCGACCAGAGAUACUACAACUUCAAAGACCAGUUGCACUGCUACUCGUGUUUCGAGAGUGAGCGAGUGAUGGGUAAGAAGUGUGUUCAGUGUGGACUCAGUGUGUCAGACAGCAUAGCCACCCCCACCCCAACUACAACAGGCGAACAUGAGGGGGAGGGGGAGGAGUUGAGGAGUCGCUUCUACUCGGUGGACUAUGACUCAUUCUGGCACCCCAGGUGCUUCAACUGCACAAGGUGUCUGCAGCCCCUGGACCCUGACGAAUCCUUCGUAUGUCCCCCCUCGAACAUAGAGGGGGCGGAGGGGGAUCAUGCUUCCCCGCAGGCCUACUGCAAGCCAUGUGGAUUGGAGAGUAUUGUAGAUGUACAGGCACUGGUCUUUGCCAAGUUUGAAGUUCCGGACUUGGAAUGAAGAUAUCCAGUCAAGUGAAGAUCAAAAUGUUCUGCUAUAGGACCCAAAUAUGUUCUGCUGUUCUGUUAUAUGUACUAUGGUCCAGAUAUGCGUUCUGUUAUAUCACACAAAAACAUAAAAUAGUUACUAAUGAUAACUAUUUUUACGGCUUUAUUUGAGUUUAACCAUUCAGAAUAAGUAUUAUGAUCAAACCUGAAAAAAAACCCGAAACGCAAAACAUAGGCCAUAUAACAGAAAAGACCCGAUGAACACUAGACUGACAGGCGGGUCUGAAAAUUUCCAUAAUAUAUCCAGGACUGAUUUUAUACUAAAAGAUAA